AUGCACCUCUCUAAUGGCUUCGGCCUUGUCGCCAUCUUGUAUGGCGUCCAGGUUGCCUGGGCGGCCGACUUCUUGCGAAUGGACUCGCUUGUUUCGUGCGCCCCCAAUACCCAGGUCAAGGCCAGUCUGUUCAGUGCGACCUACACACCGGGAAACAAGUCGGCGACCGCGGGUUUUAGUGUCGACACCAGCAUCGAUGGCUAUGUGAAUGUGGAUGUGGAUUUGAUCGUGUACGGGUACAAGGCAAAGACCCUGCACAAGACGGGUUGCGACUUUCACCUCCAGUCGCUCUGUCCCAUGAAGCCGGGCCCGCAGAAACUGCCUAUGGGUGCGCUUGAUAUUAACUCUGAUAUGACUACCUCCAUUCCAAAUAUUGCUUAUACAACACCCGAUAUCGAUGCGCUGGUCCGCCUCCACCUUUCAGACCGUGAUUCCGGGAAGAGCUACGGGUGUCUCGAAUCCCGUCUGACCAACAGCAAGACCGUCAACCAGGCCGGUGUGUCCUGGGCGCUGGCCGUGAUUCUGGGUCUGGGGUUUGUCGUUUCGGGAGUGAUCUCGCUUCUCGGCCAUACCAACACCGCCACGCAUCUCGCAUUUCGAUCUCUCGCAUUCUUGAGCUUCAUGCAGACCCAGGCUCUGUUUGGGAUGAGUGCGGUUGAGUUGCCGCCCAUUGUGCAGGGCUGGACGCAGGUUUUCCAAUGGACCAUGGGGAUUAUCCACACGGACGCCCUGCAGACCAUCAGUACCUGGUACCAGCGCUCGACGGGCGGACACGCAGACGACCUGUUGCAGAACCUGGAAACCACCUCGGUGAAUGUCAUGAAGCGGAGCUAUCUCGAUGACAGCGGGCAGGGCCAGGUGACGCUCCGAGGGAUUGAGCGCGUCGGCUUCAAAGCAUCGAUCGAGGCGAGCAACAUCUUCAUGACAUCGUAUCUGUUCUUCUAUUUCGUGGUUCUUGUAGUUCUCAUCUGCGUCGCGCUCGUCCGGUUUGGUCUGCCCGUUCUGGCCAAGAAGUCUCCCAAGGUCGACCGCGCUAUCAGCGACACCACCGAAUGGAAGGCCGUCACUCGGGGGACUCUGUUCCGACUGGUUUCGAUGGGGUACCCGCCCAUGUGCGUGCUGUGUCUGUGGGAGUUGACCCAGAAGGACUCGCCCGGAGAGAUCCUGGUGGCCAUCGUGAUGUGGCUGAUCCUGUCCGCACUUAUGGGCUGGGCGACUUUCCAGGUCUUCAAGCGCGGCCUCCGGUCCAAGUCGAUGCACAACAGCCCCGCCUACAUGCUGUACUCGGACCCGGCGUGUCUGAAGAAGUGGGGGUUCCUGUACGUCUACUACCGCGCACCGGCCUUCUACUUCACCGCAGCGGCGCUGGCGUACACGGUGAUCAAGUGCAUGGUGCUCGCCUUCGGACAGUCCUCGCCCAUCGCGCAGGCCGUGGUGAUCCUCAUUCUCGAGAUCGCCAUGUUGGUCGCCAUCAGCAUAAUCAAGCCGUACAUGAACAAGCCGACGAAUAUCUUCGCCAUCGUCGCCGCCACCAUCAACUUCCUCAACGCGAUUUUCCUCCUCAUCUUCACCAACGUCUUCAACCAACCCGAACUGAUGACGGGUGUCAUGGGCGUGCUGUUCUUCAUCUACAAUGCCAUUUUCACCUUGAUUCUGUUGUGCUUCGUGCUGGUCGGGCUCUUCUUCGCCCUCACUCACAAGCAACCCGACAGCAAGUACCAGCCCCUUGCCGAUGACCGCGGCUCGUUCCGUCUCUCUAGCGGCGGCGGUCGUAUGACCACCGAGUUGGAGUCGCUGGAGAAGGUCGCGCGUGGCGAUGGUUCGCACCCUGGAUCACGCGAUGGCUACAGCAGCCACAGUCGGGUGGAGAGCGUCGACGACUUCGGCAUGGGCACCCGCAGUCCUACCCGCAGCCCAUACCGGCCAUACCGAGGGGAUGUGGUAGAUCCAUCUGUGCCGCUGGUGCCUAGCCAUGAAAAUGUGGCCCGGCGCUUCUAG
Penicillium alfredii is the source of this 1998-nucleotide messenger RNA. RefSeq names its product transient receptor potential ion channel family protein. The coding region runs from base 1 to 1998 and encodes 665 amino acids. The transcript is spliced from 2 exons. Lineage: Eukaryota; Fungi; Ascomycota; Eurotiomycetes; Eurotiales; Aspergillaceae. The record is from RefSeq and is a predicted model, not a curated record. Gene Ontology annotation, biological process: transmembrane transport; fungal-type cell wall biogenesis.